UGUUUCUCCACUUCCCCAACUGUCUUCUUAUCUGUAAAGUUCCUGGAAAAUUGUUCACGAUAAUUGUCGUUCUCGUCAACAUUCCAAAAUCUCUGGUUUACAUGCAUCUCAUGCUGGAGUCUGCAUUACGUGCAAACUUUCAGUAAUGCGAUUUGGAUUGAACCAUUAAUGCUAAACUGAAUUUCAGAAUUUCACUAUCUGGGCCUGCACGCAGUCUUUGGCACAAGAAUCAUGCAUUUCUGUUUCCUGGCAGUCAUACAGCUGAGCAUCUUCGCCUUGGAAGGACUUACAAGCCCUGAUUCUCGUCAUAAACAUGUGGUCCAAGAUGUGGGAAUUGUCAGUUCUACAAGUUCGAGCUUGACAUCCAAAUCAAGUAGCAGUUCUAUCAGAAUAACUGUCACCUCAAUCCUGAAGUCGACCAGUGUAACUUUGAAAUCUACUGCGUCUACUUCAGAGUCAACAAUUCCAAGUCUCAAGUCAACAAGCUUGUCUUCCAAGUCAAGUAGUCUCAGCAGUAAGACAGCAAGCUUAUCGUUCCAACCAACGACUUCUACGGCCAAAUCCACGACUUUGACCCUCAAGUCAAGCUCAAGCACAGUUCAGACAAGUAUCGUCGUGCCCCUAAUCAAGUCAAUCAGCUCAUCAACGUCAGCAUUGCUCAUAAACCUGACCCCAACUUCUCCUGCAAAUUCCGGCAAGCGCGGCAUCCCAUACAAUAGUCCAGCAACCAACAUUCAGCACUUCAAUGCCAGUGGGUCGAAGGUCACGUGGGCGUUCAACUGGGAUUCUUUAAUGGACACCGAUUUCCCGAGCUACUUGGAAUUUGUGCCCAUGCUUUGGGGAAAUAGCUCUGUUCAUACAACGAACUGGAAGAAGAAUGUUCAGAAUGCUCUCUCCCGAGGUAGCAAGGCAGUCUUGGCUUUCAAUGAACCUGAUGCUUGUGGUGGUGGACAAUCUUGCUUGACGCCUCAAGCAGCUGCAAAUGCCUACUUAACAUAUGUACAACCAUUUGCUGGUCAGGUGAAACUGGGAGGUCCCGCUGUCACGGAGGUUGGAACAGCAUGGUUACUUGAAUUCCUUGCUCUUUGUGCUAAUUGCACAAUCGAUUUUAUUCCAAUGCACAUCUACAAUAGCGCAACGAACAUUGCCUACUACCAGGCGCACAUGAAGGACAUUGCGAAUCAGACAGGUUGGCCGAUCUGGUUGACAGAGUUCUCUGCCACUGGAAAUCAAACCGUGUUUCUACAGACACUGAUGCCGUGGAUGGAUGCACAACCCUUCAUUCAACGGUAUGCAUGGUUCAUGUGCUCGCCUGGCUAUUCUGGGUCGACUUGCGGGGCCGAUGGCUACCCGACAGCUUUGGGCCAAGUGUAUGAGUUGUUUUGAUGAUAUUUUGUCGACUAUGGGAAAGCAGGCUAUUAUUGGAUAUAAUUCUAGUCCCAAAUCGGUUGGGCCAUCUGGGCCAUCUGCAAAGAGGUACUUCUCGUGAGAAAGGGGUGCGAUAUUGU
This is a messenger RNA of Mollisia scopiformis, 1508 nucleotides long. RefSeq lists its product as uncharacterized. Bases 232 to 1386 code for a protein of 384 amino acids. NCBI's taxonomy places the organism in Eukaryota, Fungi, Ascomycota, Leotiomycetes, Helotiales, Mollisiaceae. Gene Ontology annotation, biological process: fungal-type cell wall polysaccharide metabolic process. The transcript has 4 exons. The record is from RefSeq and is a predicted model, not a curated record. Gene Ontology annotation, cellular component: fungal-type cell wall.